Alternaria alternata is the source of this 2332-nucleotide messenger RNA. RefSeq lists its product as hypothetical. NCBI's taxonomy places the organism in Eukaryota, Fungi, Ascomycota, Dothideomycetes, Pleosporales, Pleosporaceae. The record is from RefSeq and is a predicted model, not a curated record. The transcript has a single exon. The coding region runs from base 257 to 2305 and encodes 682 amino acids.
GCAAAUCUACCCCGCGAUAGCUCUUGUUUGUCCUCAGAUAUCCAGGAACCACGACUUCUACCAGUAUAUCAGUAACUCCGAUUUCGCUGCCGAAUACGCAUACAGCCCUACUCGCUACUUGGUUAGGCUAGAUCCAUCCAAAACGCUUGUACCGUCCCAUCGGGCUGGGUACGAGAUCUGGAGCUGCGCAAACCCACUUUCACAGGUGUGGGGUAAAGCUCUGAUACAUCGUCUUCCCGAAACGAGGCAAGAAGCGAUGGACCGCAAUCGUACAGUUAGUGGUGGGCAUUCCGACAAUGCACCAUUAAUGAGCUCAGCCGAACCGCCAGGUUACGACAGUGGAGAUAUAGCGAUGCGACACGAUACAUCGUACGCACCCGACGACACGUCGUACUCACCACCGAUGGUCUUGUCGCCCGAAAUCAUGGAGUCCAAGGGUGGUGCCUACACCACCCUGAAUACCCCACGUACCCCCAGCUCAACGUUCGACGUAGAAGACGGGACUUAUCACCACCACAAACAUCACAAUCGAGUCAAGCGUUUUGACCACCGUGAAGCUCGGAAAACACUUUUGAAGACUGGAGCAAUGAAGCUUCUUGUAACACUGUUCUUCAGUGCAGCGAUGUGUGUCACACUCAAAUCGUGGGAAGGAUGGCGCGGACCCAUCGUCCUUUCUAAUCUCGAAGUCCGAAUCUUCAACUCACUCACGAUUGGGGUUUCGCUGUGCCUGGGUUUGAACAUCUUGGCCUCGUUGAAGCACUACGCAUCCGUGUUUCGAUGGUCCUUCCUCACUAGACGAUAUGUCAGUCUGGAGGUAUUUGAUCUCAUACUACACCUAGGCUCGCUCGCCAAAGUCACAAAGUUGAUGAUCCUCAGCUCACCUGGAUUUCGUGGCAAGACUUGGCUACGGAAGUUUGGCUGGUUCAAGGACGUCAGAGACGAUGGGACCAAGUGGAUGUGGCUUGCGUGCCUAGCUUGGCUGUCUCUCAACAUUGGCUCUCAGAUCUUGGUUGCAUUACUGAGUCUGUUCUGGCCUAUGGAGAACUCGCUUCUCCCACUUUUUUCCUAUGGAACUGUGAUCGUUGCCAACUUAGAUACUUGGUCUAAUGACGCUACCUCACCUGUCAUUAUCGAGGACAAACCCCGAUUCACCGAGAGCUCUCUCGAAGCGGCUUGGAUGUUCGGCACGGAGGCUACGGCUUACCCUGAAAGCAACUUCACAACCUUUGAAAAUAUGACAACCGACCUCUCCGGUUUGCAAGGUGCACCCAUCUACAAAGGCGACGAUGCCUGGCACUAUCGCUUCUUCAACCGCGACCCAAAGCAUCCUUGGGUCAACUAUGCAGCUAGUUCCCGCAUCAUAAGUGUCCAGGCAACGUGUGACAAACUUGAGAUAGAAAACACCACUCUGCAAGUUACUGAAGAUGGAGAGGGGUAUCUCAUGGGAAGAAAGCCGGGCACUGAAGAAUAUAGCCCCUACAUUGUCACUGAGACAGCUUGGGGAUCUGUCACCUGGAUGGCAUCUGUUGAUGAAAUCUGUGGCCCGAGGUGUACAAAUUUCACUGUCGUCCGACUGCCCGACGACAAGUAUGUAAACGAUACGUCCUUGUUCGCUUGCGAAAACACUCUCGGAAACGUAACAUCCAGCCGCGACGCAAAACAUGAUAUCACACUGCGAGACCCUGCCGAUUUUGGCGCAGUGUUUGGUAGCGACGACUUCGCUCGUAUAGCCGCUGGGGCAAUAGCCUGGACUGGCAUUGCCUGGGCUAAUUCGGACUACCGACAAACGCGAUCCUACAGUCAGGGCUCUAAGUGGUCUCCAGCGAAAGAGCUCAAGGAACAACAGCUGGAAGACUUGCUAAUGCGCUUCACGAUCGGUGCUGUAGCCGCGUUCGACGACCACGGCAUCCGCUACAGCGCCACCGAGCAAACUGUCGUUCCCUCACAAGGUCAACAGCUCAACGUAGACUGGUCUUACAUCUUUAGUAUCCUAGGUGGGAUUUGUUUUAUCCAAUUUCUGGCAUUGUGCCUAAUGGUCCUUUUUGCUAACCGUACGAUUGUGCGGGAUGAAAGUUACUUCAGUAUGGCUAUGCUGUUGAAUCCUGUUGUAAGCCGCAUCAAAAGCGAGGCGGCUAUGGUGAUGAGCGGGAGUGAGAUCAAAGAUAGCAAGGCACUCAAGUUCAAGAAGAUCAAGUACGACUAUCAUGAGGGAGGAAAAGGAGAGCCAAAUCGCGUCGCUAUCUUCUUUGAGGGUGAGGAUCGUCGGGAGAGUAGGAAGAGUUGGGCGGCAGGGAGCUAUGCUUGAUUUCGUCGUACUUAGUACAUCACCUCG